Molecule: messenger RNA, 2403 nt
Organism: Penicillium alfredii
Lineage: Eukaryota; Fungi; Ascomycota; Eurotiomycetes; Eurotiales; Aspergillaceae
Gene: dscA
Product: ubiquitin-protein ligase dscA
Exons: 1
Coding region: 1-2403 (800 amino acids)
Molecular function (GO): zinc ion binding
Source: RefSeq, a predicted model, not a curated record
AUGGAUAACCGCGGCUCCUUCUUCUUCUUCCUGCUGGUCUUCUAUCUCCUCCUCAGCUCUCAGUCGCGUCCGCCUGUGAUUGAUGAGGACCGCCAGCAUCAGCGCCAGCUCGAUCGAGAGCGACAUGCGCUUCAGCUGCUGAACGAGUCAAGAUAUGGCGACUUCGAUCCGCCGGUCGAUCACUGGCUUCCCUUUGCAGGACUCAGGAGCAACGAUAGCUAUGCAUGGGAUCUCUUCCCAAACGUCCGAAGUCGCGCCCAUCACCAGCUGCAAUCCGCUCUUUCAAGUGCUGGCUUAGAGCCUCCGAUAGGCCUGGAAGACCCCGACCGAUCGGCCCCGUUGAACCUUACUAGACUCUUUCUUCCGGUGUAUCGCAAUGCAACGGGAAAAGUGCGAGGGGACUGGGUGCGACGGGAUGAACAUCGCAGUUCGCCGCUCAAUACGUCGGCAAUCGCCCACGAGCAUGAAUAUUUUACGCAUGAUUUCAGCACCAAUAUCACCGGCAGCGAAGGCACGUUCUAUUUCGAUCUGGAAGAGGCAGGCGAAGAAGAGCUUCGGAUAGGCGAUGGUCUGGCUCGCGAGGUUAAGGCAAACCUGGCGGUUGAGAGCCGGGACGACUGGGGCAGUACAUGGUACCUCUCGCUAUUUGGUGUGCACUUCCCAGAGACCGGGGGGAUCAUCUUAAGUACCUCGAGCGAGAAGUUUGGCGGAAUAUUCUCGCUACCGCAUUUUGCACUCUCUCCUGACACCUACGAAUUGUCUCACCGGCUUCUGUUGAAGUCGCUGUCAGACACCAUAUCGGAGAAGCAGAAUCGACCGGCAACCAUGUUCCCCUGGGCUUCUCUGGCGGGUACGGGGCAAGUCGAGUUCCCGGCACCCAAAUGCGAGCAUAUCGUCUACCUGCAGCAACAUCCUGUCAUGGUUAGUGAUACCGUCGCCGACCGACUGUUACUGGAACGAAUGGAAAACGAGCUCCGGUAUCCCAUGGGAGCGCCAAUUCCAGAUCCUCCUCUUAUGGUCAUGUCAGCCGUCGUCUUCUCUCCGGACUGCGGGUAUAUACUGGAAACCAAGGGCGCGCCUGAAUUUCCACCUUCAGACUCGCUAUAUCUGUCGGGGCCAAAACAUGAAGAGUAUAGUAAAUAUGCGGCCCGUCUGAUUUUUGUGGUUUCUGCUGUGUUUGUUGGGCAGAUUACCCUGCUUCUACGCCAGAUCAAAGAGGCUUCGACUCCGUCUACGCGGAGCCGGGUGAGCUUCUACACCAUUGCAUUCAUGGCGCUCGGCGAUGCUUUUGUCUCGACGUUUAUUGUUUUGGAGCUCUAUGCAGCUGUAUCUUUUUUGGUUCUGACGAUGGCAUCAUUUUUGGCCUUCCUUUCCGUCAGUUACAUCGGAAUGAAAUUCAUGAUGGAGAUAUGGGCGGUCCAGGAACCCGAACGGCGCGAACAAGAGCGUGCCGUCAAUCCUCCGACUCCCGCUGUUCGUCCUGGGACUCUGCCCCUGCCUGCAACGGCAAUGCGAGACACGGCGGUCAUUUUACCGCCCGAUCAAGAUGCUCCUGACGAUGAUCUCGAGCCGCCGCCCGCCACUCGUGCCACGCCACCGACCCCGAGGCAAAUACGGAGCGAUGUCGGCGCGAUGUAUGCACGCUUUUACCUUACGCUAUUCGGGAUGAUUAUUAUCUCGAUCUGGGCAUUUCUUCUGCCGCGGCGUCUGGGAUCGAUCUACUCCCGCUUGCUGGCCUCGAUCUAUCUUUCGUUCUGGGUUCCUCAAAUCUACCGCAAUGUCAUGCGGAACUGCCGCAAAGCGUUACGGUGGGAUUUUGUUGUUGGCCAAAGUAUCCUGCGGCUGUUUCCUUUCUUGUACUUCCUUACAGCCCGUGGCAAUGUGCUGUUCAUUCGACCCGACUGGACAACCGCGCUUGUCAUGGCCGGCUGGAUGUGGAUUCAGGCUUGGGCCCUGGCCAGCCAGGAUAUCUUGGGCCCGCGUUUCUUUGUACCUCGAGGCUGGGCGCCUCCGGCGUACGAUUACCACCCCAUUCUCCGUGAUACCAGCGGAUCCGACGAGGACCUUGAAGCCGGAGGUGGUGAUCUGUCGAUUGCUUCCCUGCGGGCUGGUGAGCGGGAUCUGGUGAGCGAAACCAAAGACGACGACAAGGUGCGGUCUCGAGACCGCAAGAAGGCCAUGUUCGACUGUGCCAUCUGCAUGCAGGAUAUUGAGGUGCCGGUUCUGCCGGCGCUUUCUGCUCCUGGUGCCAGUAGCGUCACCGACGGGGCCUCGAGUCUCCUGAGUCGUCGCGCCUACAUGGUCACUCCUUGCCGGCACAUCUUCCAUACGGCGUGUCUGGAGAGCUGGAUGCGGCUUCGUCUACAGUGCCCGAUUUGUCGUGAAUCUGUCCCUCCUGUUUAA